Molecule: messenger RNA, 1046 nt
Organism: Trematosphaeria pertusa
Lineage: Eukaryota; Fungi; Ascomycota; Dothideomycetes; Pleosporales; Trematosphaeriaceae
Product: GCN5-related N-acetyltransferas-like protein
Exons: 2
Coding region: 203-871 (222 amino acids)
Molecular function (GO): acyltransferase activity, transferring groups other than amino-acyl groups
Source: RefSeq, a predicted model, not a curated record
UCGUACUCUACUUCCAUAUUCCAAGGACCCGCACAAGUUAAAGCGUUACAGAGGCACUUUUGCUUACCUAGGCUAUUAGGUACGCAGUGGGCACAUCCGCAGCCUAGUUCAAGUUCCGUAUCAAUAGCCUUUCCUCCCUUACGGAUAGUCUACGAGCUUCAAGUUCUAAGUGACUUAUCGCGACAACGAAUUGAUUCUCACCAUGGCUGCACCUUUCAUCCGCCCCUACGACUCCACCCGAGAUUGGAACAACGGGCUCCACAUCUUCUUCGCCACAAUCGACAUGGGCGUAAACUGGGAGCCUGCCCGAACAAUCGGCUCCUACCUUUGGUACAAAGCCUACGUCUCGCUCACGCCCAGUACGUGCUUCAUUCUCGACGACGGCGCCGGCUGUGCCGUAGGAUACAUCAUCGGGACGCCCGACACAGCCUCCUUUUCACAGCGCUGGCGCUCAGUCUUCACGCCAAUCGUGGAUCCAAAACUCGUUCCCAAACCGGAGUUGCAAACCAACGACGCGCUGAUGGAGCGCGAGGACGUCAAAGGGUUUAGGCGAGCCGUGUAUGAGGGUGAGUGUAGUAUGAUCCAGGGGAAGCCGGAGGUGUUGGGGAGGUUUCCGGCGCAUUUUCACGUUGAUAUCUUGCCGGAGUGGCAGGGUAGGGGGUGGGGUGGGUUGAUGGUGGAUAGAUUUUGCCAGCAUGUUAAGGGGACGGGUGUUAAUGGCGUACAUUUAGGGAUGGUGAGGACGAAUGACGGAGCGAGAAGAUUCUAUGGGCGAUUGGGAUUCCAGCUGUGCGAUGAGGUGUUGGAUGGGGGUGCGAGUGGAGAGCGUGGCAGACAUGGAGAUGCGAUUUGUUUGGUCAAAAGCAUAUGAGUUUUAAGAAGUGUUGGCGAAACGACGACCGGUUCCGUAUCGAGUUUUCUGGUCUUGAUCUAUCCAAGGGGUGGAGCUUGUACUACGAUGAUGGCGGUUUGCGAUGUAGCUCUGAGGUGCGACACUGCGUUUCCAUGGGUUAGCAACUGCGACGUUCAACCACACUGUGUCCAGC